AUGGAUUUCUCCCAGCGGGAGGAGGGCAAGCAGGCUUCCUUCACCUGGCUGGUGCAGAGGUGGCGCGGCAUGGCAGCGCCAGACAACAUCUGGGGGCCCAGCAUCAUGGCAGCCGCCGCCGCCCAGCACCAGGCAGCCGCAGCGGCCGCUGCCGAAGCCGCGGCCGCCGCUGCUGCAAGCCGGGCAAAGGCUGUCAGCAGCAAGAGCCACCCUGCUUCGUCCGGCACGACAAUCCGAGAAGAACUGGCUGCCGCUGGAAAUAUGUGCAUAGACUGCGGGACGCAGCAAUCGCCAGCCUGGCGCCGAUUUGAGGGGGCGAUCCUGUGCAACAAGUGCUGGUGCCGGGCCAAGGCCGCCAAGAUGAAGGGCGGCCGGCACGCAUGCGCUGCCGCCUCCCUCAUGCGGCGCAGUGAGCGGACCGGCAAAGCUCACGCGGACAGCCCUGCAGCCGCUCCAGCUACUGCAACAGACGUGCGCUAUGUCACACGAGCAAGCGUUGUCAGACCAGAUGGCCAAGAGGCAGUCCAGGGCACUUGUUCAGGCGCGGAGAACGGCGCGAGGGCGAGUGCUGAUAAGCGUGCGGCUGUCCCUGCUGAGAAUGCAGCUGAGGAGCCCAGCACAGAGGCGCGCGCUCUCAGAGAGGACCCAGGCGCUACCCCAGCUGCUGAGCCAGCCUUGGAGCAGAGUGCGCGAGCGAGCGCUGCUGAGACGGAGGCUGCCUCUGCCGAGGCUGCAGCUGUGGGGGUCAGCCCGGAAGCGAGCGCUCAUAUUGAGGACCGAGCGGCGACCCCGCCCGCUGAGCCAGCAGCAGAGGAGCAGAGCGUCCCAGCGAGCGCUGCUGAGACAGGUGGUGCCGCUGCCGAAAUUGCAAAUAGCAUAGAAGCGAGCCUCCCAGAAGAGAGCACAGCCGCCACCCCAGGUGCUGAGCCAGCAAUGGAGGAGCAGAGCGUGUUAGCACGCGCUGCUGAGACUGCAGCUGUGCAGACUAGCACACAAGCGAGUGUCCCAGAAGAGUCUGCAGCUGCGAUCCCAGCCCCUGAGUCAGCGCUGCAGGAGACCAUGCACUCGGACGCAGACGAGGGAGCAGCGACCGUGCCGACCGAGCCGCCAGUUGUGCAGCGCAUCACUCGAGCAAGCAAAAGCAGAGCAGAAAGCCAAGCCGCCGCUCUGGAGUCAGCAUUCCAGCGCACCACGCGCUCGGGCAUCAAGAGGGUCGACGUGCCCUCCCAGCCGCACAGGUGGCCGCCCACCGCUGCAAAGAAAGCAACUGCAGCUGCCACGCCGGCCGCUGAGCCAGCUCUGCAGAGGAGCACGCGAUCUGGCACUGCCAAAGCAGCCGCUGUUCCGGCGCCUGUGUCAGCCAUGCGGCCCAGGACACGAGCAGGGAAUGCCCAAGUGGAAAGCGCAGCCCCCACCCCGCCUUCCGAAUCAUCGUUGCAGCGUAGAUUGCGCUCCGGCAUUAGGAAGGUAUACUUCCUGGCUGAGGAAUCUGGCCAGCCGAGCAGCGCUGCAGGAGAGGCAAGCGCGGCUGCCGCACCGGCUGUGGAGUCAGCAUUGCAGAACAGCAAGCACGCUGACGAUGCUACUCACCCGCCCGUAGCGCGUGACACACGAGCACGCCGCCCUCCGCAAACGGAACGCGUUGUGGUGGAGUCGGCUGCUGAGUCAGCGCCCCAGCACAGCAUGCGAACAAGCUCUGCACCGAAAGCAGGCGCUGCUAUUGCUCCGGGCGCUGCCUCAAGCCAGCAGCCCUGCAGGCCUGCACGCACAGCAAGCAUCAACGACAUGGCACCGAUUGCCGCGCUCGGGACUGCGGCAGUGCCAUCAGGGCCCGCAAAGAUGCUUGUCGAGCGGGCCAGGCGCAUCCACAGGCACGCCAAUAUUGCAAGCCUUGCCGCGGCCAGCAGCAGUGCCGUUGCGCCAAGCCCUGCGCCCAGUCUUGCAGCAGAGCCCCCUCUGCCGAUGAGGGCUGUCAAGCUGGCGGCUGCCCGAGUCUGGCAGGAGGACAGCGCACCUGUGCCUGCACAGGAACCCGCUCCGCCAAGAGUUGAGCGGGCCAGGCGGAUCCACAGGCACCCAAGCGCAGCAGGCAUCGCUGGGGCUAGAUCCACUGUUGCUGCGUCCAGCCUUGCUGCAGGGCCCCCUCUGCCAGAAAGAGCGGCCAAGCUGGCAGCCGCGCGGACCUGGCAGGGCAUGACCCCCGCUGGUGUGAUGCCACACAAGCGAAAGGCGACGAUGCGGCUUGCCCCGCCGCCGCCGAGAGCCACCGCUCUGGCCGUCGAACAAGCGCGCCGCAUCCACAGGCGGGCGCCGAGCUCUGCCGGUCCUCCUGCCUCCGCAUCCCGGGCCGAGCGCCGCCCCGCCGCCAAGCGCCGGUUGCCGCCGCAAGCGCCGGCAGCUGCCGCGCAAGUGGCGGAAGCUGCUCAAGCCCCGGAAGCUACCAUGCAAGAGGCGGAAGCUGCCGCGCCGCGGGAGAAGCGGCAGCGGCGCAUCACUCUGCGCAUGCAGGAGGCCAUGGAGGACCCGGGUCCCCACAUGGGGCUGAGAGCUGUGGCGGACACCGGUGCGUGUGAUGCGGCGCCUGCGGAUGGAGAGCAGCCGCCGGAAGGUCAGCACGAGGAGGUGCAAGGCCCCGGCAGCGAUGUCACGGGAGCACUCAAGCAGAGGGAGGAGGAAAGCACUGCUGCUGCAGCAGAGUCUGCUGCCGAAGCGGAUGCUGCCCCGGCCGGGCAGCUUGAUGGGCAACUAGGCACCGCCAGCAAAGCUGCUGCUGCAGCCAUCGUUGGCCGACGCCGACCGUGCAUUGCUGAGAGGCCUCCGCAGACUGGCACCAGGCUGAAGAACUGGAUGCAUGCCACAGGAGGGGUGAAAGUGCCGGCAGUGUGGGACUGGAGCGACGCCCAUGUGGCGCAGAGUUGAUGACCUAGUCCUCUGCAACGCAUGUGGCCUUCGACGCAAGAGAUAAUCCAGGGGUGCUCACCAAGGGACUCGUGCAUAUCUCAGCUGGGUGGAUCAUGACCUUUGUCGCAUGCUUAGCAUACGGAAGGGGGGGGCUUGGCGGCAGCAAUUUUGACAUUUCAUCAUGCCUCUCCAAGAGAUCAUGCUGCAGCACCAGGGGCACGGCGACCAAUAUCCAAUCUCUCUCCGUUCGAUAUUUUACUGUCUGAUAUUUCAAGAUAUGGGGACCCACUCCUGUGCAUUUAUUGCCCUGUUGAUGGCAGCAGCAGUCCAGACAUGCACGAUGUCCCAAUGCAUGCUUCCGCAAUAAGUCCACAUUAAACAAGGCAGGAGAAAGAUCAAAAUUUGAUCACAAAUGACAUCAAUGCGAUAUGAGACUAUUUCCAUAUGCCCCAAUGGAGAUUUGUCAGUAGGUAGCUCCGUUAUUGCACUGAUCUGUUCAAUAAUAACAUAAGAUAAGUUUUUAUCCAUCUCUUGUGAAAUAUAGUGGUGCUGACGUGAUGGUUAGGCUUUUAAAUGACCAGGGCCUCGAGUUAGAACGCUUCGUCAUGAACAAGUCCAGAAGCAUUAAUAUUAAUAUUUUGUAGUGG
Molecule: messenger RNA, 3548 nt
Organism: Coccomyxa subellipsoidea C-169
Lineage: Eukaryota; Viridiplantae; Chlorophyta; Trebouxiophyceae; Coccomyxaceae
Exons: 5
Coding region: 1-2919 (972 amino acids)
Biological process (GO): regulation of DNA-templated transcription
Molecular function (GO): zinc ion binding; sequence-specific DNA binding
Source: RefSeq, a predicted model, not a curated record